GUGAAUCGGGUCGAUGUGUACGUGUUUCAUUGGAACGUUGAUGGGGCUUUUCUCGAAAACUUUAGUGAUCCCAUCGUCAACUGCGCUAUAUAGACCAAUAAAAGCGCAGUACACCAUGAAUAGCUUCUUCUUGUCCCUCCUAUUGUUGCUCUCUUUGACUUUACAGUCCGAAUGUAAAUGUUACAAAGAUUGGAAACGCUGCGUGCCAAAAUAUACAUUUGCAACUGGAAUCAUAUGGAAAAAUUGUGCCGUCUAUUGCCAGAAAUGUAAGGGAAGAGCAGGAGGACAUUGUGAGAAAGUGUAUAAAAAAGAAUGCAAUGGAGGUUUUCAGUGCAGAUGUGCUGGACCAGAUCGUCCCAAAUCAAAAAAUCCUGUCGACAUUGCAACAUGCAAACUCGGAUUAUGAAAUCUAAUAAUGCACGAAUAAAAGCAUAAAUAUGCUGAAAUGGUAGAACCUUCCAAACC
Messenger RNA from Cylicocyclus nassatus, 465 nucleotides. The record is from the annotation of a GenBank genome assembly. Lineage: Eukaryota; Metazoa; Nematoda; Chromadorea; Rhabditida; Strongylidae.